GUGAAACCAGCUUAGUCACGUAUGUUCGCUGGCCGGGUACGCAGACUCCGCAAUAAAAAUUCCACCAGCUCGAUUCUCGAGCUAUAACAUUAUAUAACGGACUAAUCUAACCACGUUAACAUUCGCGCCGUUUUGUGAUAGCCGCCGAUUUCAAUUCGCGCGCGGAUCGCGAGUUGACAUUUCCCGCGCUUUUCGGACCGCCAUCUUGUGAGCGGAUUUUUUCAAGUUUCCCGGAAAGGCAGUGACAGUAGGCUGGGUGACCAGCGCGACCCGCGGUGGUACAUCGACUCUACUUACGCCUCCUCCCUCAAGGUCUCCUUAAGACUUCCUACCAGACAGUUUCUAGAAGACUUUUUUCCACCGUUCUACCGCCCAAGUGAUAUAAGGCUACACAUAAUGGCUGAAGUCAAGAUGCCCAGCGGUAACGUCGACAAGCCCGUCAUCGAGGACAACAGGGACGGCACGGUCAGCAUCAGAUACGACCCCAGAGAGGAGGGCAUCCACGAGCUCUACGUCAAAUACAAUGGGGAACACGUACAGGGGUCUCCCUACAAGUUCACCGUGGACUCCAUUGCCUCCGGCUACGUGACCGCCUACGGGCCCGGCCUCAUCAGCGGCGUCAGCGGAGAGCCUAGCCUGUUCACCAUCAGCACCAAGGGUGCCGGCGCUGGUGGGCUGUCUAUGGCUGUGGAGGGACCUAGCAAGGCUGAGAUCACCUGCCACGACAACAAGGACGGAACCGUCGCCGUGUCGUACCUGCCCACAGCGCCUGGGGAGUACAAAGUCUCCAUUCGUUUUGGGGACAAACACAUCAAAGGAUCACCUUUCAUCGCCAAGGUCACUGGUGAGGGUCGCAAGAGGAACCAGAUCUCGGUGGGCAGCUGCAGCGAGGUCACCCUCCCGGGGAAGGUCAGCGACAAUGACAUCCGCAGCCUCAACGCUACUAUUCAGGCGCCAUCAGGCCUGGAAGAACCCUGUUUCCUCAAGCGCUUACCUUCUGGCAACAUCGGCAUCAGCUUCACUCCUCGCGAGGCUGGCCAGCACGUGGUAUCUGUCAAGAAGAUGGGUGUGCACAUCCAGAACUCUCCCUUUACUAUUACUGUCGAGACGCAGGAGGUCGGAGAUGCUAAGAAAGUUCAGGUUUCUGGCACAGCCCUGAAGGAAGGCAAGACACACAGCGAGAACACCUUCUCAGUUGACACCAGGAACGCUGGUUAUGGUGGUCUUUCCCUCUCCAUUGAAGGUCCCAGCAAGGCCGAGAUCCAGUGCGCGGACAGCAAGGACGGCGUGCUGUCCAUCAGCUAUAAACCCACUGAGCCUGGCUACUACAUCGUUAACCUGAAGUUCGCCGACCACCACGUGGAAGGCUCACCAUUCACUGUUAAGGUCACGGGAGAGGGCAGCAACAGACAGAGAGAGAAGAUCCAGAGGCAGCGCGACCCCGCGCCCUUGACGGAGGUCGGCACCAAUUGCAAGCUCACCUUCAAGAUGCCAGGCAUCACCUCCUUCGACCUGGCCGCGACGGUCACCAGCCCUGGAGGCGUGUCCGAAGACGCCGAGAUCCAGGAGGUAGAAGACGGUCUCUACUCCGUCCACUUCGUGCCUAAGGAGCUGGGCGUCCACACCGUCUCCGUCAAGUAUAGGGAGAUCCAUAUCCCUGGAUCUCCCUUCCAGUUCACCGUGGGUCCUCUCAGGGACUCCGGGGCUCACUUAGUCAAAGCUGGCGGUAGCGGCCUCGAGAGAGGCGAAGCCGGGCGCUUCAACGAGUUCAACGUAUGGACUCGCGAGGCUGGAGCUGGCCAGCUCGCCAUCUCCCUUGAAGGGCCCAGCAAGGCUGAAAUUGACUUUAAGGACAGGAAGGACGGUUCCUGCGACGUGUCGUACAAGGUUGAUGAGCCUGGUGAAUACCGCAUCGGCCUCAAAUUCAACGAGCAGCACAUCCCAGACUCUCCCUUCAAGGUGUACAUCUCCCCAGCGGUGGGCGACGCGUACCUACUGGAGGUAGCCCAGUUCCCAGACUCGGCUCAGGUGGACAAGCCAGCCCAGUUCUACAUCAGGUUCAACGGGGCUAAGGGAGAGCUGGACGCGAGGGUGAUCUCCCCUUCAGGCAAGACCGACGACUGCUUCAUCCAGAACAUCGACGGAGACCAGUACUCCAUCAGGUUCAUGCCGAGGGAGAACGGGGUCCACAAUAUCAACGUCAAGUUCAACGGGGUGCAUAUCCCCGCAUCUCCUCUUAGGAUCAAGGUGGGAAAAGAUGACGCCGAUCCAGCGGCAGUCCACGCCCACGGCCCAGGGUUGGGCUCAGUGAAGACUGGAGUGAAGACGGACCUCAUCAUCGACACCUGCAACGCUGGCGCCGGCAUCCUGGCCGUCACCAUGGACGGACCCUCAAGGGUCGCCAUGGACUGCACGGAGGUUGAAGAGGGCUACAAGGUUCGAUACACGCCUCUGGCCCCUGGCUUCUACUACUUGAGCAUCAAGUACAGCGGAGCCCAUAUCGUUGGUUCUCCCUUCAAGAUUGAGGCUACUGGUGGAAACCUCGCCGAAGUCGGUGCGCAGGAGACAUCCUCAGUCACAGUGGAGACGGUCCAGAAGGUCUCCAAGUCCGGCCAGAAGCAGGGUCCCGUGCUGCCUCACUUCAAGUCCGACGCUUCCAAGGUCACCUCCAAGGGCAUGGGGCUGAAGAAGGCGUAUCUGAACAAGCACAACCAGUUCACGGUGCAUUGUGGUGAUGCAGGCAACAACAUCCUCUACGUCGGCAUCUACGGCCCUAAAGGCCCCUGCGACGAGGUCCAGCUCAAGCACAAAGGCAAGAACAACUACGAGUGCUGGUACGUCGUCAGGGACAGGGGAGACUACAUCGUCAUCGUCAAGUGGGGGGAUGAUCACAUCCCCGGAUCCCCCUACAAGGUUGAGGUUUAAGGCGUGAAGGGUUGAAUUUGACACACUGGAUGUGUUCUGCGUUCUUUACUUGUACUCGCACUGUCAGAUCGCA
Molecule: messenger RNA, 2998 nt
Organism: Ostrinia furnacalis (Asian corn borer)
Lineage: Eukaryota; Metazoa; Arthropoda; Insecta; Lepidoptera; Crambidae
Gene: cher
Product: filamin A protein cher
Exons: 20
Coding region: 397-2925 (842 amino acids)
Biological process (GO): actin cytoskeleton organization
Molecular function (GO): actin filament binding
Source: RefSeq, a predicted model, not a curated record